This is a messenger RNA of Mus pahari (shrew mouse), 437 nucleotides long. Its product is annotated as angiogenin-2-like. The transcript has a single exon. Gene Ontology annotation, molecular function: RNA nuclease activity; nucleic acid binding. Bases 3 to 437 code for a protein of 144 amino acids. Gene Ontology annotation, biological process: innate immune response; antibacterial humoral response; angiogenesis. The record is from RefSeq and is a predicted model, not a curated record. Lineage: Eukaryota; Metazoa; Chordata; Mammalia; Rodentia; Muridae.
AGAUGGCGAUGAGCCUGGGUCCUUUGGUGUUGGUCUUCAUGCUGGGUCUGGUUGUGAUCCCUCCCACUCUGGCUCAGAAUGAAAGGUACCAAAAUUUCCUGACUGAGCACUAUGAUGCCAAUCCAGGCGGCCGGGAUAACAGAUACUGUGAAAGAACAAUGAGGCAAAGAGAACUAACCUCACCUUGCAAAAAUACCAACACCUUUAUCCACGACACCAAGAACAACAUCAAGGCCAUCUGUGGAGAGAAAGGAAGCGAUUAUAGAGGAAACUUAAGAAUAAGCAAUAAUCACUUCCAGGUCACCACAUGCCAGCACAAAGGAGGGUCUCCCCGGCCUCCAUGCAAGUACCGAGCCUCUAAAGGGUACAGAUAUAUUGUUAUUGCCUGUGAGAAUGGCUGGCCUGUCCACUUCGAGGAGUCUUACAUUGGUCCAUAG